This is a messenger RNA of Aspergillus mulundensis, 516 nucleotides long. RefSeq lists its product as uncharacterized. Bases 1 to 516 code for a protein of 171 amino acids. The record is from RefSeq and is a predicted model, not a curated record. Lineage: Eukaryota; Fungi; Ascomycota; Eurotiomycetes; Eurotiales; Aspergillaceae. The transcript is spliced from 2 exons.
AUGGCAUCUUCAUCAGAAGAUACUAGUGCGGCGGCGGCGCAAGGCGGCAAUAAUGACCUUAUCAUAUCUGACGUCCUACCCAAGACCCGCGGCAUCAACAUCUUUGCAUCACUCACUCGGCAGUUUGAAUCAGUUGAGGCUCGGCUGAAUGACCGCUCGCAGAAUGUGACGGUUUUAGCGCCUCGCAAUAGCGCUAUACAAGACCUUCCGCGCAAGCCUUGGGAGAAUCCCGAUGAUUACGAGAGGUUUGGAGAGAUGCAGGCGUAUGAAGGUGACGAAGGGCAAGACCGAGCGAAGCAUAAUUUGGAACGGUUUGUUACUGCUCAUGUUGUCACUCAGAGUCCGUGGAAAGAGGGAGAAGAGGCGGAGACACUUGGUGGAGAUAAGUUGAAGUGGAGGAAGGACGGGGAUAAGAUAUACAUUGAGCCGAGCGGCAUUCAAGUUGGCAGUAUCGCAGAGCAAGUCUCAAACGGCGAGGUAUGGGUCUUGGACGGAGUUAUCAACUAUACUUCCUAA